Messenger RNA from Nicotiana tabacum (common tobacco), 1551 nucleotides. Its product is annotated as E2F transcription factor-like E2FE. Gene Ontology annotation, molecular function: DNA-binding transcription factor activity, RNA polymerase II-specific; RNA polymerase II cis-regulatory region sequence-specific DNA binding. The record is from RefSeq and is a predicted model, not a curated record. Gene Ontology annotation, cellular component: RNA polymerase II transcription regulator complex. Gene Ontology annotation, biological process: regulation of transcription by RNA polymerase II. NCBI's taxonomy places the organism in Eukaryota, Viridiplantae, Streptophyta, Magnoliopsida, Solanales, Solanaceae.
UUCACCCCGCCAAAGUCAACAAACCCUUUCUUAACGGCUCCUUCUUCUUCCUAAAGCACGACUUUUCUCUCUUUUAUAUCGAUUCCAUUUCAGAAUCCUUACAAAGUUUGGCCAUACACGCACACACAGUUGAAUUAAUUUUCUCAAAGAAAACAAUUAUGUCGUUAGCUUCAGAUCCUUCAAAAGAUUCUAGAUCUACUUAUUGUCGUAAACAGAAGUCUCUCGGUCUCCUAUGUUCCAAUUUUUUGAGCUUAUACAAUCGGGAAGGUAUUGAAACCAUAGGGCUUGAUGAUGCUGCACGGAGAUUAGGGGUGGAAAGACGGCGGAUCUAUGAUAUUGUGAAUGUACUGGAAAGCAUUGGUGUUCUUGCAAGGAAGGCUAAGAAUAGGUAUUCAUGGAAAGGGUUCGGAGCAAUUCCUUGGACAUUGCAACAAUUGAAGGAAGAGGGUCUAAAAGAGAAUGUCAGUGGAUUUGAUGGAUCUAGCUCUGCCAAGGGUUCAGAUGAUGAUGAUUCAGAUUCAGAUUCCAAACCAAUUGUUUCGAGUCAGACGGAGACACUAAACCCCAAUUCCAACUUUGCAGCAGCGUCCAAAUCUGACAAUAGAAGAGAAAAAUCAUUGGGACUACUUACACAGAAUUUUGUCAAGCUCUUCCUCUGCACCGAUGUUGAUAUGAUUUGUCUUGAUGAGGCAGCAAAAAUACUGUUAGGAGAUGGGAGACCUCCUGCGAUGACAAGAACCAAGGUUAGGAGGCUAUACGAUAUUGCAAACGUUUUGUCUUCUAUGAAAUUUAUUGAGAAGACCCAUCACCCAGAGACAAGGAAACCUGCUUUUAGAUGGUUGGGGAUGAGAGAAAGAUCAAAUGAUAAGUCAGUUGAUACUCUUGGUGCUAAUGAGUCCAAGAAGAGGGUAUUUGGGACUGAGCUUACAAAUACAACUAUCAAGAGGAACAGAGUAGCACUACCUAUGGAUGGUAUUUCAGAUGAAGCAACUAGGAAACAAUUGCUAACUGAAGUCAAAUGUGAGAACCUGGAAAAUGACAUUCACUGUCCUAAACAAGAGCCUGGUUUAACAUCAAGCAAAAAGAGUUACCAUUUUGGUCCAUUUGCUCCUCCAAGCCUAGCCCAAGCUGAAGCGUCUGAGGCUGACGGGAUGAAAUGGGUUCAUGACUGGGAAAGUCUAGCCUCCACUUACCGUCCUCAGUAUCACAACCAAGCACUGAAAGAUCUUUUUGCACAUUACGUGGAAGCAUGGAAAUCAUGGUACUUGGAAGUUGCUGGGAAGAACCCAAUUCAGCUGAUUUCUUGAUGUGCUCUUUCUAGAUAAGAACAGAAUUUCGAAGAUAAAACUGCCUUCACAUACGAGAGAUGGUCUGACGUCGAAUGCACAUUCUCGUUGCAUCAACUUUCAAUGAAAAAAUAGUUGCAUUAUUCAGUACUCUGUUGGCUUAUUGGCAGAUUAUUGAGUUCAAAUGUAGACCAACACUAAUUGAAUGUACAUUUUUUGGUACUUGUUCAGUUAAUAUGAUUCUUUGAGGAGGGUUCAAAUGCUU